CUGGAGAGCGUGUUAGCACGAAUACCCAUGCCAGAGUUUCGCCGCAUAAGAACUUUAGCGCUAAAAGGUGAUCGCACGGCAGCUACUCAUCUUGUGCUUCGUCCAAAGUAGCUUUCGUUUGUCCGCCUUCGACACUUUGCCUAGCGCAAGCCCUGUGCACAGCGAAGGCCCAUCGACGCUGCGGACCUCCUGCAACAAAUUGAAUGAGAAGGAAUGCGAUCAGACUCGUCUGUUUGCUUGGAUGCGGUGCCCUCCUCCUUGCUGUUCAGUCCGUUGUCCUUCAGUAUAUUUUUAAGCAGGAAAAAGACUCUGUUCAGCAUUUUAGCCCAUCAUGGAGCCUGAUCAGAGAUGUGGCAGACGCAGCAGCGCAGACCAGCUUCCCACUUUUCAUCUUGGAUGCGAGCAUCCUGCAGUGUCUUGCAGACAGGACAGCCCCGGUUGAACGGCCCUCUUGCUUUGAUCUUCCUCGAGGCCAGGCCUUUGUGCAGUUUGGCUCUCUGGGACAGUUCGCUACUCAAAAGGAACAUGACUUCCUGUCCCUCCUGUCUCGUGCGGGUUACAAGACAUCCAAGCUGAGUGUUCCCAACCCCAAGGUGCUGGCCCAUGGCCUGGAAGUGCUCAUCCCCACCCACUACCUCAUCUCCCAGAAGCAGAACACCGCGGCACUUCACGUCGUGGUCUUUCACGAGCGACCAGGCAACUUCUGGUGGCACGCAGCUGCCGCGCCGGACGAAGAAGACGCCAACAAGACGGAUGUCUCGUUUAGCAGGCUGAUCACGUUGGCGAGAAGCCAUCAAUUUGUUAAAAGCGAUGGAGCAUAUGACAAAGUGGAAGUCCUCCCAUGCGAUGUGGGUGGAGGCGUGCGCUCGUUUGCCCCUACACAGUUUGACACGUUUGUCGACGAGCAGCCGUUCAUUGAAUGCAACUCGACGCGUGCCCGGCUCUUUCACACCAUCCAUGGACGGGACGAGACUCCCGAGGCUGAACUAUUUCGUCUCAAGGUCCACCGGCUUCUUCUCAAGGUCAAGCAGCUGCUGGGAGAACUCAACGUGCCCUUCUGGAUUAGCAGUGGAACUUGCCUCGGCUUCUUCAGGCAGUGCGACGUGAUUCCCUACACAACUGACGUUGACAUUGGAGUUUUCAUCAAGGACUACAAGCCUGAAAUCAUUUCUGCAUUCUCAACGCACGACAUCCCCCUCACUCACUUGUUUGGAAAGGUCGAAGACAGCUAUGAGUUGUCGUUCAGAGAUCGUGAUGUGAAGCUUGACAUAUUCUUCUUUUAUGAAGAGGAUGACCACAUCUGGAACGGAGGCACACAAGCGAGGACCGGAAAGAAGUUCAAGUACACAUUCCCGAAGUUCAAGCUCUGCUGGACUGAGUUUUUGGACAUCAAGUUGCGAAUCCCGUGCGAGACAGAGAAGUACAUUGAAGCCAACUAUGGCCCCAAUUGGUUUCAACCCAUGAAGAGGUGGGAUUGGAAAGCGAGCCCUCCAAAUGUUGAAGAAAAUGGUGUUUGGCCGGUUGAAGAGUGGCCACAUGUCAUCAAGCUGUUCCCACUGCCAGAGUCGUGAUCUGGCUUUUGUGACGGUCAUGGGCUACAUUGAUCUUAUAGAUGCCUAGAGUGCAAUAAAAAAAUAAGCUGUUACAUG
Molecule: messenger RNA, 1649 nt
Organism: Rhipicephalus sanguineus (brown dog tick)
Lineage: Eukaryota; Metazoa; Arthropoda; Arachnida; Ixodida; Ixodidae
Product: ribitol-5-phosphate transferase FKTN
Exons: 8
Coding region: 204-1571 (455 amino acids)
Source: RefSeq, a predicted model, not a curated record